AUGGCGAGGCGCGUGUACGGCACCCACUCGGUCACAGUUCCGGGGUGGCCAAGCGCAUUCAAAGUUACAUGCUGCAGCGGCAAGGAGGCCGUGCUCGAGCUGUUAGGGAACCCUGCUAACGCCAAGGGGUUCGUGCUAUUCCCUCGAACGGAGACAUCUGGAGCUGGGCGUGUGUACACCACACCAGAAUCUGCUAUCUUCUGGGAAGAAACACAGAAAGCCGCCGAGGAGCAGUUCGGACCAGGGGCCGUGGUUGUGCCACUGAUCAUCUCGAGCGACGCAACAAAUCUCUCCGGUAACGAGCGCACCAAGGUGUGGGCCGUGUAUGUGUCGCUUGCGAACAUCCCCCUCCGCCGGCGCUGGCUUGACUGCGCGAAGAUAUUGCUGGCUCUGCUGCCGUUUCCGCCUACUCGCAUGACCCCGGCAGAGAAGACGGCUCUGUUCCAGGCGGCUAUGAAGGUGGUCCUCGCUGACCUCAUAGUAGCCUCUCACACGGGCAUGGCAGCGACGGACCCAACAGGCGUGCCGCGGUUCGUGGUGCCCCUUCUGUUCGAGUACGUCGCUGACUAUCCAGAGACGUGCAAGGUUUCUUGCACGCAGCAACUGGGGUCGGCGAUGCCAUGCUCGCUCUGCUAUGUCAGCCGUGCCCAUCUCGGAGACAUGGGCCGUGAACAAGCGCAGUUGCGGACGGUGGAGAAGCAAGAGGAGCUUGUUGCCGACAUGCUGCAGGCAAAAAGCCACGCCACACUGCUGAUCCCUUCGUUUCUGUGGGACUUCAACUUCAGCCGCACGAUCUGGGGCAACACCUACUUCUCGAUGUUGCCAGACAUAUUGCACGCGAUCUACAUCGGAUUCUUCGUUUACAUCGAAGACUCUUUGUGCGGCACCAGCACCCCGGCCGAGAUCAAGGACGAACGCAUGACCGCUCUGUAUCCAGAAGCGAGGCUCGUCGGCAUUGGCGUCCCGUGCUCUGGAAAGUUUUGGCUCAGCGGGGCCAACUUCACAGCGUCAGAGCAUGGCACCGUGAUGAUGAUCGCGCCAUUUGUGGUGGAGAACCAAGUGCUGCCCAUCCAGGCGCGUGCCCUUGUAGGCGUCCUGGAGUGGCACGAGAGCUUUGUCCGAGCCCCGUAUCACAUGGACAGAUCCCUCACUGAGUUCGACGAGAACACCAGGAGGAUGAUGCAGGCGGUUCAAGCUGUGUUCCCACGCGACGCCUAUGGCUGGAACCUGCUGAAGAUCCAUCUGCUGACGCACAUGCCUGACGCGGUUCGUCGUGCCGGCCUUCCGAAGGAGUACUCAGCGGCAGCGUACGAAAACGCACACAUUCGUACCUGCAAGCUACCGUACCGGGCGUCCAACCACCGGGCGCCAGAACAGGCCAUUUUGGCACACAACACAAGGGUGGCAGUGCUGGCGCGGGUCGAGUCCACCCUCCCGGCGCCCCGACGAUACAGGACAGCCAUGCAGCGGGCGAUUGCAACGGGCACACCACAGCUCACCAGGACCCGCAGGUCCCUCACGGACCGGCCAGUGGGAGACGGCACGGCGGACUCGGUGUUUGAGCAGGGAGGGAAGUCCACUACGGACGGCUCCUCCUCCUACUGGACGCUGAGAAGGACGUCCAGGGGGUUGAGCGUGGAGGUGGCGGUGGUGCAGAGGUUGGCGGACAGGGGGCUGCACGAGCUGACGGGCUGCCGAAUUCUUGGUGUUACACAGGCGAUGGGCGGCCUAGAGGUCGUUGCUGUGGAGCGGAUUCGACGGGCAGCCCACUGUGUGCCCUCUUUUGUCACCCGUGGAAGGUGGUACCUCAACCGCUGGGCGUUUCGAUGCCACGAGAACCUCACUUAA
This is a messenger RNA of Closterium sp. Yama58-4, 1848 nucleotides long. Lineage: Eukaryota; Viridiplantae; Streptophyta; Zygnematophyceae; Desmidiales; Closteriaceae. The record is from the annotation of a GenBank genome assembly.